Messenger RNA from Terrapene triunguis (Three-toed box turtle), 2228 nucleotides. It is a transcript of the gene SLC25A32, whose product is annotated as solute carrier family 25 member 32. NCBI's taxonomy places the organism in Eukaryota, Metazoa, Chordata, Testudines, Emydidae. Gene Ontology annotation, biological process: folate import into mitochondrion; nucleotide transport. The transcript has 7 exons. Gene Ontology annotation, cellular component: mitochondrion. The coding region runs from base 190 to 1161 and encodes 323 amino acids. The record is from RefSeq and is a predicted model, not a curated record. Gene Ontology annotation, molecular function: FAD transmembrane transporter activity; folic acid transmembrane transporter activity.
GUGGGGCUCACGUGACACCCUCCCCAAUCCCUACGUAAGACCUGGGGCAAAGGUCUUCGUGUCUUGCCCCCGCUCACGUGUGUGGCCCGGCUCCACCCACCAGCGAGGGAGCUUGGCCGGCGCCGCGGGCUCGCUCGCCCACGCCCUGUGUUCCUGUGGCGGGGCUGGCGGCGCGGUGGCCGAGUGCUGAUGAGUGCGGCUCCGGGCGCGCGGGGGCCGGUGUGCGCGGUGGAGUCCCCGCCGGCCCCGCCCUUGCGGCCCCUGUUCAGACAUGUGCGGUACGAGAACCUCGUGGCGGGUCUGAGCGGCGGUGUCGUCUCCACUCUGGUGCUGCAUCCGCUGGACCUGGUGAAGAUCCGCUUCGCAGUGAGUGACGGGUUGGAAUUGAGACCAAAAUACAAUGGGAUUCUACACUGUUUGACCACUGUCUGGAAGCAUGAAGGACUACGUGGCCUGUACAAAGGGGUAAUUCCAAACAUUUGGGGUGCAGGUGCCUCCUGGGGACUCUACUUUUUCUUCUAUAAUGCCAUCAAAGCCUAUAAGGAGGAAAGAAAGCUAGAAAGUCUUGGUGCAACGGAGCACCUAGUGUCAGCUGCUGAGGCCGGAGUCAUGACCCUCUGUAUCACAAACCCAAUAUGGGUAACGAAGACACGGCUUGUGUUACAGUAUGAUGCUGGCAUUGAUUCAUCAAAGCGCCAGUACAAAGGAAUGUUUGAUGCUCUUAUAAAGAUAUACAAGCUGGAGGGUAUACGUGGCUUAUACAAGGGAUUUGUGCCUGGUCUGUUUGGAACUUCACAUGGAGCACUUCAGUUCAUGGCAUAUGAAGAUCUGAAAUUGAGAUACAAUAAACAUAGAAACAGACUAUUGGAUACAAAAUUGACUGCUUUAGAAUACAUUACCAUGGCAGCACUAUCCAAAAUAUUUGCUGUGUCAGCAACAUACCCAUAUCAAGUAGUGCGAGCUCGUCUUCAGGAUCAACACAAUAGGUACUCUGGAAUGGUUGAUGUUAUUCGCAGGACGUGGAGGAAAGAAGGAGUUCAUGGAUUUUACAAAGGAAUCAUCCCCAAUGUGAUCAGAGUGACUCCUGCCUGCUGUAUCACCUUUGUAGUGUAUGAAAAUGUAUCUAAUUUUUUGCUUAAUUUUAGAAAAGAGAAUCAUUAAAUUAAAGCUAGGAGUUUGCAUCCAAAGGAGUUUACUGUCCUUUAUUUUUUGAAACUUGUAAUCCGAGAGAAAUAUUGUACAACUGUCUAGCUUGAGAUUGUGAACUGCUCCAGUAAUCAAUGCAAGAAUUUGGGGAUCAGAAAACCCAAACUGCCUUCUCUUCUAUUGGGGCUCUCCUGACCCCUCUUUUCCUCUCUUUUCUGUCAAUCAGCAGCCUCUGCCUGAAACAGCUGUUCCCAUCCCAACCUUAAAACAGCACAGUGACGGGAUAAAGGCAGACUUGCAACAGCUAUGUCCUUCGAUUAACUGAUCUCUCUAAAUCAUCUUUUCCUAUACAAGAGCAAGAACCUGAUGAUGUCCAGGGUUAAUUGAGUGGGGUUGUGAGGACAUCAAAAGUUGUGAUAGGUUCCAGAUCUAUCAAACACAGGGCCUCUCUUUGGCGGUCUCCCCACAGAACUGUGUACACGUUUGUCCUCAUGGUGGUCUGGAGUUUUCUAAAUCCCAUCCAUGUGUAAUUUGUCAGGUUUCAGAAUUACAAAUGCCCUGAUUGCAGUGUGUGCGCAGUGCAAUCCCUGACUCACUGGAGGAGACUGCGGGGGCGGGGACAGCACAAACAUUUAGAGUACCUUUAAGGUACAGUGUGGCUGGAGACAGUGAGGAGAAGGGCUUUCACCCAGCCCAUUAUAUUAAAAUCUGAUAAACCUCCAGUUUUAGUAUAAUGUCCAAGGCAUCUUGCAAAAUUUUUGCAGCAUCAGACCUAAAUCAGCAGUUAAUGUGUCACUGGUCACUUCUCCACUUUUUUCCUCUUAGAGGGAAAGACAAAUUCUCUCACUUAGUUACAGAGAUUACAUGUAAACUCCAGGUUGAGUUUACAUUGAAGUAAAAGGACAUGUUCAGACACAUAGACAUGUUUAACAAAUAGCUUGGUGCUUUUGCACUAGUUUUUGUAAAUAACAGCAGUUUUCAAAGUCUUAUUUUAAAGAUGGCUAUUUCAAAAUGUUGGUCUUAUUUAUUCAGAGUGGUAGCCGUGUUAGUCUGUAUCAGCAAAAAGAACGAGGAAUACUUGU